GCAAAACUACAAACCUGUUCAGGACUUCAAGUGCAGGUCAAUUUCAUCUGUAACUAGACUACUAUAGUUUUGUAUUACUUAGUUAAGCAGGGCCUGAAUUUCAGCGCGGGAUUGCGCAUAACAUUUCUGCAGGUUUCGCUUUUAUAAACGGCGAAAUUCCUGGAAACACUGUAGCAUAUACAGUAGAUUGAAUCCAAACAGAUUAUAAGGGCAGUUCCGUUAUUUUAAAACGUUCUGUGAGAUGUAAUUUCACAAACAGUGAGUGAUUCAGCAAUAGUUACAGCGCGCCCCCUCCUGUUUUCUGAAACCAUGUGACCCUGAGGUGGUCGGACAUAAUGAAAGCAAAAGUACAGUGACAGUGAAAGUAUUUGGGAAAAACUUGGGGGAUUUCUCAUGCAUGUGGGCUAUAAAAGCAUCCAUGGCUUCUUCCGUUCCAUCAGACCAUUAUCAGACCUGAACAAAAGCAUCUGACAUUUCGACAGGCUAAGACAACUACAGAAGUCAGCAGCACUGUUUUUUCAAGGAAACACAAUUCUUAUUUUUGUGUUUCGUUUAUGACAGCUGAAUUCAGACAGUUCCACUUAUCGGACGUUAUGGAUUUGCAGUCUAUGGAGAGUGUUGUUGGGUCUCUAAAUGAUGGAAUUGUCUCUAUCUGUAACAUCUUCAAGUCUCUCUUGGAUGCACAAGUUGAUCCCACCACUGGCAUGUGCAGUAAUUAUGAACAAAUCAGGGAGCAUAUUAUCCAAGCUGACCAUUUCCUGGAAAAAUCAGAGACAAUGAUUAAGGAAAAACUAAAAAAUUUAGAUGAAUGCAUGGAGCGACUUAUUCAAGAAAAAGGAAAUGCUGAGCAGCAGAACAAAGAAAAACGCAAUGCAAUGGAUAAAUUACACAAUGAGAAGAACUCUGCUGAAGAAUCAUUAAAGAAUUCUAAAGCAGCUUUGGAACAGGCUGAAAAAAUGAUAGCAUUGACAAAAGAUGAACUACAAAGACAGCAAGCUAGACAUAACACUGGCACAGGUGUAACAAUUGGAGGGGCGGUAGUGGCUGCAAUACCAAUUAUCGGAUGGAUUCCUGGUAUAAUAAUGAUGUCUGUGGGAGCUAGUGAAAUUGUUAAGGCUUCAAACGCUAUCAGGGAAGCUGAAAAUGAGCUAAAAAUACAGGAGUCCGAGGUGAAUGAGAAGAGCAUGAAGGUGUCUGAUUACCAAUCCAAGAUCGCUACCAUACAGAAUGAGACUGAAGAGACAGUUAAGUUGCUAAAUAAAUUGGAGAAGGAGACUGAAGAGUUGAAGCAGCAUCUACAGUUCACAGCUGAUAUUCAGGAAACGGUCAGGAGAGCUGUGACCCUUCUGACUGUUCUUAAUGGAAGAGUCACUGUAUUGGAGAAACAAACUCAGAGCUUCAUCCUCUGGGAGCCUGUGAUAAAUGCCAUGGAAGAUGUGAUAAAGGCAGCAGAAAAUGUUGCAGGGAAUCAGCUCCUUUAUAGUCAGGGUUUACCAGGCUUCAUAAAUACUUUGAGGGAAAAUAUUGGAGGAAUACGUGCUUUAUGCAACUCUCCCAAUAAUUCUGAACAUGACUGCUAUUACUAAUCAUCAUCUAAUUAAUACAUAGAAACCACUUUACAUAUGCAAGAGGGGCAAGAAACAAAUAAUGACAUUAAAAAUACAAAACAUGAGAUAUUUCAUAUUAAAGCAUGGCAUAACAACAAACAAUCCGAAAAGUGUUAUAGUUAAUCAACUUUUGUUAUAUAUAAAAUUGCAACAAGUAAUUAGUACUUUUAAUAAUUAACAAAUGAUGAUUAUGAUUUAUGCAUUUUGACAAGUUUAGUUAAUAUGACAGUAAGUAGAUUUCUUUGAUAAGAUAUGCUCUUUUUCAUAUUUACAGUAGUAUUGUUACUAGUAAAACAUUAUUUAUAACACCAAUAUUAUUAUAUAAUAUAUAACAAUAAUUAUUUAUCUCUACUACUAAUAAUAAAUAACAUCACCACCACCAUGACAUAACAAGAAUAAUGAACAAGUUAAUGAUAAUUUCAAGUAAAUAUUUAUUUUCAAUACAUGCAUUAGAAGUACAUUACUUCAAAAUGUAUUUAAAGAGACCAGCAGACAGAGACGGAUAUUAUUGUUUUAACACAGAACAAUUCAUGUGUAAAACUUCAAAAUGAUGCUUCAAAAGGCAGUUACAAGUCAAUUACUAUAAACUUGCCUCCCUAUAAAUAGACUUUAGAGUUUAAAACAAUAAAGUGUUUCUUUGAAUGCUUUUUAACCAUGCCAUUGUUACUAUUAAUUCAUUUAAAACAGCAUAUUGUACUGUACAAGGUACAUUAAAUCUAUUAGUAAUAAGAAUAACAAUGCAGAGCAAAAUGCUAAUUAACAACAAACUUGAAAAAGACUGCAAUGCCUCUUUUGGUUUGAAUCAUCAUUUAGGAAAAAAAAAAACACUAAUAAAUUACCUGUAUAACAUUCAGUAUGUUUGCAAAGCAAUGUAUGCAUAUAAAAUGCACCGGUUUGCUAAUAACACAUUAUUUUAACAUUAGUUUUAUGUACCCUAUACUUGUAUACCUAUAAUAUAUUUGCUAAACUAAGCAGAAACAUUUUGAGAAAAACUAAUCCAUUAAAUAUUCAAAUAUGUCAAAAACCUAUAUAAUAAAAUAUGUGUCAAAAACCUA
Messenger RNA from Cyprinus carpio (common carp), 2662 nucleotides. RefSeq lists its product as uncharacterized. NCBI's taxonomy places the organism in Eukaryota, Metazoa, Chordata, Actinopteri, Cypriniformes, Cyprinidae. The record is from RefSeq and is a predicted model, not a curated record.